AUGGACAAGGCAAGUCAAGCAUUAGCACGAGGAGUCCGCCCCGGUGUCCGCAGAUCAUAUCGAACCCUCGCAGACCAUAGUGAAGAGAAGGCCAAAGGCCAACGAUAUCUCAGAGACUAUGAGGAAGCUGCCCUUAUUCAGUAUCUCUUACAAUUAUCUGAUCUUGGACAACCUGUUCGAAUCAAAUUUAUACCCUCCCUAGCCUUCUGCAUCACCCGCCAGCGCUCUACAAACAGACCUCCCAAGCCUCCGCAUGAGGGCUGGUCGAAGGAUCUAGAAAAGCGAUAUCCAGAGAUCAAAGCGAGACGAGUUAGGGCCCUUGAAUGGAACCGCCACGAGAAGAACAUAUACGGGAAGACAACUCAC
Lindgomyces ingoldianus is the source of this 366-nucleotide messenger RNA. RefSeq lists its product as uncharacterized. NCBI's taxonomy places the organism in Eukaryota, Fungi, Ascomycota, Dothideomycetes, Pleosporales, Lindgomycetaceae. The transcript has 2 exons. The record is from RefSeq and is a predicted model, not a curated record. The annotation marks the transcript as partial.